GGCACCCUAAAAUUUUCAAGGGACAAACAUGACUUUAUUUUUUCAAUGGGAAAACCUACAAGCAAGCCCAUGUUAUCUUGUUCUUUUCCUUCAUCUUGUUUUUUUUUUUUUUAGCAAAUCUCUUUCUUAUUUAAAAGAUGAAGCAAGCAAACAGAAUCCUCUCUUUUGAUCUUGGUUUCAUUCCUCAUCAAAUCACUUCUCCCUUUAUAGAAAUCUUAGAUCUGCUUUUAACACAAGGUGGUGGUGGAAUCUCUUCACCAAGUUUAGAUUAGAGACAUAUAAAUACAAAAGAGUUGAAGAAGAACAACAACAAGAACAAGAAGAAGAAACUAGAAGUUACUUAGCAAAGUGGAUCCAAUGCAAGGAAAGAGUUCUCCCCCUCUUGAUGAAGAGAAAAAAGAAGCUUUCAACUUUCCUAUUCCUCUCACACCAUCUCAAAAUCCAAAGGAACAAGCUUCAUCAUCACCCUUUUCAAACUUUCUUAUCACUACCAACCAUCAAAACACCACCUUCUUCCCCACCCCACAUGGUCAAAUAACCACUUCUAAAUUUAUCAAUACCCAAGAUCCAUCUCAAGCUACAAAUCAAGGUAAUGCUGAUAUUAGGAAAAGGCACUAUAGAGGAGUUAGGCAAAGACCUUGGGGAAAAUGGGCAGCUGAGAUAAGAGACCCUAAGAAAGCAGCAAGAGUGUGGCUUGGCACCUUUGACACAGCAGAAGCUGCAGCAAUGGCCUAUGAUGUUGCUGCAUUGAAGUUCAAAGGAAACAAAGCCAAGCUCAAUUUUCCUGAGCGUGUUGCUGUGCCACCACCAUCACCGGAAACCACCACUUCCAUUUCUUCAGCUUCUGCACAACCCUCUUCCCUCACAUCACCACCACCACCACCACUACAUGUUGGUGGCGAUCAUCAAACUCUAGAAACAUCAGAAGAAGCAGAAGGGUUUCCAAGUCUGAUGGAGUAUGCACGGUUGCUGAAAUGUAGGGAUGAUGAUGAUUUCCAACGUGUUGCAUUGGGGCUUUACCAGCACCAUCCCAAUGAGGAUGUUAUCUACGGUUCAUCUCAGCCACCACCUGCGCCAUUUUUUCUGUCUUCUUCAUCUUCUUCUGCAUUUGCAUCUUCAACUUCUCAGGGUGAUUAUGGUUCUUCUGGUUUCUAUAAUCAAGGAGGGAGUGGUUUUGAUGAAGGGAACAAGAGAGGAUCAUAGUUUUUCUUUUCUCUGAAUUCUGAACACUGCAUGAAUGUGGGAAGUGGAGGGUAAUGCCACACUUAAAGAAGUUCAAAUCACACAUCUCUUAUUUGUUUUCUUUUUAAUUCAAAUUAAAAAAUAAUACAUGAGGUCAAAAGUUAAUAAUAUACCACUUUUCUUUUCUUUUU
Messenger RNA from Vigna radiata var. radiata (mung bean), 1373 nucleotides. Its product is annotated as ethylene-responsive transcription factor ERF113. The record is from RefSeq and is a predicted model, not a curated record. Gene Ontology annotation, biological process: ethylene-activated signaling pathway; regulation of DNA-templated transcription. NCBI's taxonomy places the organism in Eukaryota, Viridiplantae, Streptophyta, Magnoliopsida, Fabales, Fabaceae. The transcript is spliced from 2 exons. Gene Ontology annotation, molecular function: DNA binding; DNA-binding transcription factor activity. The coding region runs from base 358 to 1203 and encodes 281 amino acids.